Bursaphelenchus okinawaensis is the source of this 277-nucleotide messenger RNA. NCBI's taxonomy places the organism in Eukaryota, Metazoa, Nematoda, Chromadorea, Rhabditida, Aphelenchoididae. The record is from the annotation of a GenBank genome assembly.
AUGUGGGUCCCACCACGAAAACAAGUCUUGGCAUUUCGCUCCAACUAUGUGCGAUUUUUCGACAAAAAAUCAUUCUCGGAUGUUGCCCUUCGAAACGUGACCUGCGCGACUGAUCGAGUGGACUAUGUAAGUCAAAUUUGAUAUUUCUAGUAAAUGUAAGUGUAUAUUUGGGACAUUUAUGCUUAAUAUUGUUUUUCAGGAUUUAUUGAUGAUGAACAGCAAGAGAGAACGUUUCUGGAGGUGUAGAAACAUUUGGACGAUGGGAAGUACCGGAUAG